CAGAUACUGUACCCAACCGUAAACUUAAGAGUUCAUUUUCCCAAACCUGGCAGCGCUGCUUCAAUAGGUGCCCAGUCAAGAGAUUUUCGAUCUGGAACUAUCUCGUUCACUUAUUCCCAGUCUCUCUCUCUUAUCUUAUGUCUUGACGGCGAGUGCUGCGACUGGCCAUGGCGUGGCUCUCCAAUCCUAUCGCUUUCACGCGUGGGCCCGUCACCUUCAUCACCACCAUCAUAUAUCUCGCAAUUAUCGUUGCUCUAAUCGUUGUACAGACUGGCGUACCAUCUCCUCCAGACACGCCUACGCCGAUACACGGUAUCAAUUUGACAGAGGCAUGGCUAGAUCUACAGCUGCUCUCCGGGUCUCACCAUCCCUACAACUCUCAUCGCAACGAUGCGGUCCACGACUGGCUGCUGUCCAGAGUCGAGUCCAUUCUGAAAGAGAACCAUGCACUUUCCUCUACCAAUUCUUCGAGUGCAUACAUUUUUGAAGACAACCUCUCCAACCUCACUUUCUCCUCGGAACGCAUACCUCGAGCUGCAGGAAUCAGUGUCUACUUCGAAGGGACCAAUAUCAUCGUCUACAUACCUGGCACAGAAGAUGAUAAGAAACAGUGGUGGCUGGCUCCCAAUGGCAAACCUUCUGCCCGGAAUGCUGUCCUCGUGAAUGCCCACUAUGACAGCGUGUCUACGGGCUUUGGGGCCACAGAUGAUGGUGUUGGUGUGGUCUGCGUCCUUCAGCUGGCAAGAUAUUUCACUACAUCAGGAAACCAGCCCAAGAAUGGUGUCGUGCUGCUGCUGAAUAAUGGCGAAGAAGACUUCUUGAAUGGUGCCAACGUCUUUGGCCAGCAUCCCAUGUCCAAGCUCGUAAGCACCUUCCUCAAUCUCGAGGGUGCUGGAGCUGGGGGAAGAGCUGCCCUCUUCCGGAGCACUGACGAUGCUGUCACGAAAGCAUAUGCUCACUCCAAAUAUCCUUUCGGUUCCUCGACUACUGCGGACGGCUUCAACCGUGGCCUCAUCCGCAGUCAGACCGACUAUGUGGUAUUCAAUGGAAAGCUAGGCUAUCGCGGACUGGACGUCGCCUUCAUUGGUCCCCGAGCACGUUAUCACACGGAUCAAGAUGACUCUCGACAUACUGGAAAAGGAUCUCUCUGGCAUAUGCUUUCAACUGCAGUGGCAACAACUCGAGCACUGACCGCUGCUUCAUUGACGACCAAUCUAGAUCCAGGACAUACUCCCGGAAGUGCUGCUCUAUGGUUCGAUGUUUUCGGUCGAGCGUUCGCCGUCUUGCAGGCACAUACCUUUUUCGCUCUUGCAGUUGCCCUCCUGGUGGCUGGACCGAUCAUUCUCUUCCUAACCCUGGUCUUGCUGUAUCGCUUCGACAAGUUCUACUUUUUCUCGGGUUCUAGAGCAUAUCACAUGGCAGAUGGGGAUGACAAUAUCCUACUGUACGGCUGGCGUGGCUUCUUCCGUUUCCCUCUCAUAUUGCUGGUCGCCUGCGCAACCCCCAUCGCGCUGGCUUUACUCCUCUCCAAGGAGAAUCAAUACAUCGCUCACAGUAGUGAGUGGGCAGUGUGGAGUAUGAUGAUCUCGUCAUUCGUCUUCGUCGCCUGGUUCCUGUGCCGGACUGCAGACUUCGCCCGACCAUCUUCGCUCACCAGGGCAUACGGGCUGUCAUGGAUGUGGGCCGGUUGGUGGGCUUUACUGGUCGCGGCCACAGUAUUUGAAGAGCAUUUUCACUUGACCGGCACAUAUUUUGUCCUCAUCUACACCGCUAGCGUCUUCUUCGCGACCUGGUUCGCUUACCUCGAGCUCUUCUCCCUCCCGAAGAAGUCUACCUACUGUCGUGGCAAAGUAGGUGAGGAACACUUCUCAUCGCGCUCGCGCAGUACCUCGAGAUUACGUCAAGAUACCCCUGUCUCGGCACCGGAAGACGGCGGUGACGAGCCUGAGGAGGACGACGACGAAAACGAACCCACGGAGAGAUCCAGCUUGUUGAGGAGUCGAGGACGCUCGACCUUCAAAGGAUACCGACCUGAAGAGGCUGAAGCCACUCCCAGUAUCAAAACCAAAGAAGAGACAAGUGAUCAUCACCAUGAGGAGCAGGAAUGGAGCAAGUCGCAGUGGACAUGGCUGUGGCUGCUACAAAUGCUCCUGCUCAUUCCCAUCAACCUCAUCGUUGUGGGUCAGAUUGGAUUCUUGACGACUGAAGGUCUCCACCAAACUGGUCAGGAUGGUAGCUCGACGUUCCUGGUCUAUAUCAUGAUCGCUGCCAGCACGAUACUGCUUUGUUCGCCAUUGGUCCCUAUCUUACACCGCUUUACCUGGCAAGUGCCGGUAUUUCUACUUUUUGUGUUGAUUGGCACAUUGAUCUACAACCUCACCGCAUUCCCAUUUUCGCCGGGAAACAGAGUAAAGCUGUUCUUCCUGCAGCAGGUCGACCUCGAUGCAGGGAAUAAUUCAGUCUCAUUGCAGGGCGUCCCCGGGUUCGUUCGACAGGCCAUUGCCAGCAUACCCAGUGCUGCUGGUCAGGAGCUCCAAUGCAAUGCCACUGGGCCAGGAUACAAUCUGGAAAGGUGCUCUUGGUCUGGACUUCCACCAAACGUCGCGAAGCCGAACUCUGCGACUCCACCCGAGAAACAAUACAAGAGCUGGUUGAACUUCAAUGUGACCAGACUUAAUGAUUCUGAGGAGAACAAAGCCCGUUUCGUGCUCUAUGGCAGAAACACCAGAGCGUGUAAGCUCGUGUUUGACUCACCCAUCAGCGCCUUUCAGGUCAACGGCCGAGCUCCUCGGGAUAAGAGAUUCCUCCCAGUCCCCGAAGCCGGGAGUAAUGAAGUGCGUCUUUGGUCAAGGACCUGGGACCGUGCAUGGACGGUCGAUGUGUCGUGGCUUAAUCCUGAGGAGGAUGGCCCGCCGAAAAAGUCCAACGAGACAUUGACCGGGAAGGUGGUCUGUCUCUGGAGCGAUGUGAAUCAAGUGGGACUGAUUCCAGCUUUCGAUGAGGCCAAGCACUUUCUACCGAACUGGGUGGCGAUCACGAAGGCAGAGGACGGACUGGUUGAAGGAUAUAAACGCUUCUCCUUCUAAUGAGCCCUGCAUCGUCGGAGUCGAGCAUGUACAUUGUGCAGUGUGUCUUUCGAACUGGUUUGGGUGGCAUCAAGCAUUGGGAUCUGGCAUUUUCCUGCAAAGAAACAAAGGAGCGGGGGAGUUAUACGGAUGAUUUGAUGAGCAUGAC
This is a messenger RNA of Exophiala viscosa, 3234 nucleotides long. Its product is annotated as F-box and leucine-rich repeat protein GRR1. The transcript has a single exon. Gene Ontology annotation, molecular function: metalloexopeptidase activity. The record is from RefSeq and is a predicted model, not a curated record. NCBI's taxonomy places the organism in Eukaryota, Fungi, Ascomycota, Eurotiomycetes, Chaetothyriales, Herpotrichiellaceae. The coding region runs from base 168 to 3086 and encodes 972 amino acids. Gene Ontology annotation, biological process: proteolysis.